Styela clava is the source of this 905-nucleotide messenger RNA. RefSeq lists its product as uncharacterized. Lineage: Eukaryota; Metazoa; Chordata; Ascidiacea; Stolidobranchia; Styelidae. Gene Ontology annotation, molecular function: adenine binding; adenine phosphoribosyltransferase activity; AMP binding. Gene Ontology annotation, cellular component: cytoplasm. The record is from RefSeq and is a predicted model, not a curated record. Gene Ontology annotation, biological process: AMP salvage; adenine salvage.
AGCGUUCAACGUCUGCGGCGAUGACAAUGAGUUUUCUAUCCAUUGCCAGACCGGUAUCGAUUACUUGGAACGAAAUUUACAAUCACUAAAAGCGACUAACUGUUGCGUAGUUUGAGUUGGCUAUAUUGCUACUGUUUAAUUCAAGUAUAUUUUGACCUCAUUAGCAGCGUAAAGGACGAUAAAAUCGCGGAAACGGCAUGGCACAUAGAGACGGCAAAGGUUCAAGGGAUGAAAAGAUUGAAGAAAUUAAAACAAGAAUCAGAGAGUAUCCAGACUUUCCUAAACCUGGCAUCACAUUCAGAGAUGUCUUUCCACUGUUCCAUCAUCCUUCAUUGCAACAUACAAUAGUGGAACUACUUAAAGGUCAAAUCGACGAGAAAUAUUCGAAUAGAAAAAUUGAUAUGAUUGUUGGCAUAGAUUCUAGAGGGUUUUUAUUUGGACCCGAGCUUGCUAAUGCACUGGGCUGUAAUUUCAUUCCUGCGCGGAAAAAGGGAAAACUACCUGGUGCAACCGUGACACAAUCUUACCAAUUGGAAUAUGGAUCAGAUACAUUGGAGAUGCAAAAAGAAUAUGUAGUUGCUGGAAAAUGUGCUAUAAUCGUUGAUGAUUUGAUUGCUACUGGAGGGACAAUGGCCGCAGCAUAUAACCUUUUAACAAACUCUGGUGUUGAGGUACUGGAAUGUCAAUGUCUUGUUGAACUUCCAGAGUUGCAUGGGAGAGAUAAGCUACCAAAACAAUGUCCAGUUUUUUGUUUAGUAGAAUAUGGAGGUUGCUAGAUCAGGACAUUUUUAACUUGAAAAUCAUGUCUAAUUUCUUAUCUGUUCAAUUCAUUUUCCUUAAUUAAGCUUAUUUUUACCAUCCUGUUUUACCACUUGAUUAUUUUUAAUUAAAAUCUCAUGAACGAA